ACAGUUCGCGGCGGGAUACUGACGUCACUUCCGGAUACUUUUGGCACCCUUAGACUCAAAGAGUUAGAUUUCUCCUUCAAUUUAUUUGCGGAGAUUCCUAAACAAGUAAUCGAAGUCAGUACAUUGGAGAAGCUGAAUCUCUGCUACAACAGACUUACAAACCUACCUGGCGAUGUCCACAAGCUGCAGAAGUUGAAAACUAUGAUCUUGUAUGGAAACGAGAUCAAAGAGUUGCCGCCGUCUGCUCUUAAACUGUCCCGACUGGUCAUGCUAAACUUAGACCACAACCAACUCACCACUCUACCCGACGACAUCGGGAAACUAGAGAGCUUGGAGUACUUGCUCAUGUCGGGAAACAACAUGGACUUCUUACCCGAGGGGUUGUGUACUUUGAAGAGUCUGUUUCAUCUCAACAUCAGCGACAACAACGUGGAGGUGCUACCGGCCGACUUUGGCAAACUCCCGCGUUUAAAGAGCGCCAGGCAUCUUCAUACACAUGGUAACCCCCUAGUGCAACCUCCAAGACGCAUAUGUGAUGCGGGUAUGGUGGCCAUCAGGAGCUACCAGGAGCAACUCCAGCGGACAGAAGUCGUGCGCACGCCACGCAUUAAACUCUGUGUCUUUGGAGACAGCCUUGCCGGGAAAACCAGUCUUGUUUACGGUCUGAUGUACGGAAAACCCCCAAGAGCAGCCUCUCAAACCAGCCGCACGAGGGUGACCAAGAUCAACACGUGGGACACGAAAAUGGGCUUGGAGUUCGAGGUCUACGACUUCGGCGGCAACCAGCUCUACAACCUGAUGUACCAACACUUCCUGACAGACGGCGCUGUCAACAUCGUCACCGUCAACAUGCAGUCCUACAACCCCUCGCGGUUCUACAACGCCGUCGGGUACUGGCUGGACCUGCUGAACGCGCGCUCGCCGGGAAGCACGGUGCUCUUGAUCGGUACACACGCGGACAAGUGCAAGCCCGAGAAGCUACGGGACAGGUGCGAGGACGUGCAGGCUCAGGUCGAAGUCUUACAGCGACGGCAGCUUCAAGAAGCCCAAGCCCAAGAAGAGAGGGUAGACAUCCUCGUGGAAAAGACUGGGAAGCAAUCCAAGCCUGGCAUCAAGGUGAAGGACAUACUCCCGGAAUGGGUACGAGAAAGAAGAGACAAAGCUAAAGCACUGCUGGAGAACAGGUUAGAAAUUUUCCCCAAACUCAUGCCCGUUGGUCUGGGUAAAAACAUCCAGGGAAUCACAGAACUAAAGAACGAGCUGAUGUCUAAAGUGUCUAGCAUAGACAAGUUCCCAGUCAUGAAGCGGCUAGUCCCACAAACGUGGAGCGACUUACAGAAGGUGCUACAAGACGAACGUCGGAAACCUCGCCUGUGGCUGACAUGGCGGGAAUGUGUGAGGCUAGGCCAGAGGGUAGGGCUGAACAUAGAGAAGCUAAGGCUCGCGCUAGACCACCUACAACUGACCGGCACGCUCUUACGAUUCCCGCAUGUCCCGAGCCUGUCAGACUAUGUUUUCCACCACCCAGGCAAGCUUGCAGGGGUUAUAAGAGAAGCCCUAACCCCCAACAUGGAAAGCGUCCUCAAAGAAGGCAAGAUCCGCUUUCCAGACGUUAGAUGGAACGACUUAACAGAUGCAAUAAGUGUGUUCAGGGACAUGAACUUAUUGUCAAGUAAACUGUUAGAGGGACUGCUAAAACCCUGUUCGUCAGAGAUACAUGACGAGAAAGCGUUGGUGUCACUCCUAGAGGCGUGUGAGUUAUGUUUUAGUGUAAAAGACGACAGCGUCCAAGAGGUCCUGUUUGCAAGUUGUCACUAUUUCCCUGGCUACCAGCAAGCCUCUCAACCAGCCGAUCUCAUCGACAUUUGGUCAGAGGAUCUCCCAAAUCACCGGGAACAGUUACAGUUAGGGUGUCAGAUACGCGGGUUCUGUCCACCGGGCUUGCUUGAGCGUUGGUCUGCAAGGAUAAACCGUUUGGUACAGGAGAGAAGAGACUGGAAAGACGGGAUGGUCGCGUACAGAGGCGGGGUGCCCUUACUCGUAGAGCGCGUACAGGACGGGGCGAACGUUGAAGUGAUCCUAUCGACGCGCGGACAGAUCAAAGAAGCUUUCCGGAUGUGGAACGCGACUUUGCCGCUGCUAACACACCUAUUAGAACUGUUAGGCGAGUGGCCAGGGGCACUGUUCUCUACGUACGUCACAUGCGCCCACUGCGUCAAGCAGAAACUGGAGAAUCCGUACAGGUACCCGGAGGAGAACCUGCACCAGCCGUACGUGGUGGGUAUGACCAGCGUUAGGUGCCCCAGGUCUAUGUACAAGGACUCCGUAUCCGCGAUGCUGGUCCAUCCACAGUUAUAGCAAAACAGAAGGAAAACUGCUUUCCCGAGUAGAACCUCGCACACGAAUACACGGGCUACUUUGAGGAGGCUCUAGACUAUAGCUAAGGGCACAACCCGCCGUACGUACAUUUGUUCGUACGUUUGUUGGGAGGCCACGUAUUUAUGAAAACGUCCAGGCUGUAAAGGGCAGGUGCGUCGCCCGUACUGGCACGGAGAGGGUACUUAUCACUUACGGAUCCCAAAAGAUUGCCCACGUUUUGGCACGUACGGCGGGUUAUGCCCUUAGCUUAACCAACAUGUCAGCCAACAUUGGGCCUACCAACAAUCAGAGAACCGCCUAUAUGUUUUAUCUAGAAGCCGAUUCCCUGAUUGCUUUACAUCUGAUUAUUCAUUCAUUCUUUCGUUCGGCUGAAAAUACAGGCAGUCAAAGUCGCCCAACUAGGAGAGGCUAUUAAUUACAAAGGGCUGACUUGCUUAGAGAGCAGAACCACAAGGCGGAAACCUAAGCCAUGUUUAGCAGAGCCCUCCCAAUGUAGGCCGUAUAUUGCGAGUACAUCAUGUGAGUACAAAAUCAGCAUUAAAGAGACCCUAUAAAGCUGAGAAACAUAACAGAAGAUCAAAACAACGAAAAUUUAUAAAAAAAAAAGAAUACUAAUCACCCUGCAAUCAAACAAAACAAAACAAAGAAUGAGUUACAGUAGAACUUAUGGAAACAGCAUUCUCAAAGUGAAAUGAAUAAAGAUAUUAAACUUGAUAUUGUGCCA
Molecule: messenger RNA, 3103 nt
Organism: Branchiostoma floridae (Florida lancelet)
Lineage: Eukaryota; Metazoa; Chordata; Leptocardii; Amphioxiformes; Branchiostomatidae
Product: malignant fibrous histiocytoma-amplified sequence 1 homolog
Exons: 1
Coding region: 202-2358 (718 amino acids)
Molecular function (GO): protein binding
Source: RefSeq, a predicted model, not a curated record